Pogona vitticeps (central bearded dragon) is the source of this 2718-nucleotide messenger RNA. Lineage: Eukaryota; Metazoa; Chordata; Lepidosauria; Squamata; Agamidae. The record is from RefSeq and is a predicted model, not a curated record.
AAUCCCACUCUGACGCAUUUACGCAUGCGCCGCCCACAAAAGCAUUCGAAUAGGAACCCGAGAUGAACGCCCGGCGCGCACGCGGCCCUUUUAACUUUUGGCGAUGACCCAGCGGAACUACGUCCUGGCAGCCACACCCCCUUCCAGGGCUCAACCAUAGAGACAAGGAUAGAGCGUCGGGCCCCGCCUCCUCGGGCAGUACUUCCGGUGGGAAACCCGCGGGCCCUUUGGGGAAGAGCGUGCAGCUUCCGGCAUGGCGAGCUCCGAGCCGAGCGACGUGGAGUCUCUGCCCCGAGGAGGCUUUCGCUGCCGCCUCUGCCACGUGACGGUGGCCAACAAGCCCAGCCUGGAUGACCACUUGCGUGGGAAAAAACACCAGCGCCUGGAAAACCUCCGUACUGUCCGCCAGACACAAGAGAGCCGCAGCGUUUUUGUCAGUGGCUUCCGCAAAGGCACUCCAGCCUCGGAGCUGAGUGAUUAUUUCCAGGCCUACGGGGAGGUGGCCAAUGUGGUGAUGGACAAAGAUAAGGGAGUCUAUGCCAUUGUGGAGCUGCAGAAUGAGGAGGUGCUGGAGAAAGUUCUGACAGAACCACAGCAUAGUCUGGGAGGGCAGAGGCUACGGGUCAAACCUCGAGAGAAGAAGGACUUUAAAUACAAUCCUCCCAGGAAGCAAGGGUCAGCCAAGCGUGAGCAGCUGAGCCCUGAGAAGCUGGCAGAAAACUUGUGCCAAGCUGAUGAUGUGGAUGCCCAGAUGUCUUUGAUGGUUCAACUCUUUGAGUUCUCGGAGAGCGAGCGGCGCCUACGAGACCUGUUGGUCACACUCUUCCAGGAAGUGUUCCUAGAGUUUUUCCCUGGUUCUGCCAUCCUCCCCUUUGGGUCCUCGGUGAAUGGCUUUGAUGUUUGUGGCUGUGACCUAGAUUUGUUCCUGGAUCUUGAGAAGACACAAAGCUUCCAGGCAUCUGCCAAGGCACCCAAUAUGACACAGGAAGGAGCUAGUCCUGAAGUGGACACGCGUUCGGAGGAUUCAAUCCUAAGUGAUAUUGAUUUGGCUUCAGCCACGGUGCCGGAGGUGCUCGAGUUGAUUGCCACUGUGCUGCAAAAGUGUGUCCCAGGAGUCCACAAUGUCCAAGCUGUGUUGAAUGCCCGUCGUCCAGUUGUCAAGUUUUGCCAUAAGGAAUCUGGCCUCCGUGGUGACAUCUCCAUAAACAACAGGCUGGCACUCUGCAACACACGCUUCCUACAACUUUGCACCGAAGCAGAUGAGCGGGUGCGGCCCUUAGUCUAUGUGGUCCGCUACUGGGCAAAACAGCAGGCGCUGGCAGGGAACCCUUUUGGUGGAGGGCCCUUGCUCAACAACUAUGCCCUGACUUUGCUGGUGCUUUUCUUCCUUCAGACACGUAGCCCGCCAGUCCUGCCUACUGUCAGUCAGCUGAAGGAACUGUCAAAUGAGGAGGAGCAGACUACAGUGGACGGCUGGGACUGCAGUUUUCCCAAGGAUUCAGCCCAACUGAACCCCAGUGCGAACAAGGAGAACCUGUGUUCCCUCCUGGCAGAGUUUUUCCACGUCUUUGAAGACUAUAACUUUGCAGGCUGUGUGAUCUCACUCCGGGAGGGCCAGCAGCUGCCUCUAUACAGCUUUCUGUCAUCUGAAGCAGACAACAAACUCAAACUGGGGCCAUUCAAUCUUCAGGACCCCUUUGAGCUGAGCCACAAUGUCAGCGCUAAUGUCAACGAGAAAACGGCACUUCGAUUCCAACGCUGCUGCCGUGAUGCUGCCAAGUAUUGCCGGAGCUUGCAGUAUCAACGCAAGUCCACCAAGGGCAAAAUCUGGGGACUCGUCCGCCUAUUUCAGCCAGGCAACCCGGAGGCCCUGGCUACUGAUGGAUUCAUUGUAAACCUCCCUUUGACGCUUGCAGCGGUACCUCCACAGUCCUGCGAGCUGCUGAAUCAGGCUGGGGAUAUGCGCCAGCUCUGGUUUCAGAAGAUCUGUACUGGCAUAGCCUUUACUUUAAGGGAUGUGCUCCGAUGUAGCUGCUUGGAAACAGCACAAGGAUUUGAGGCGGAACAGGCGGCUACUGGAUCUCAGCAGCAAGAAGAGCAGAUAGAAGCGAAAAUGAAGCUGUUGUCAGCAGGGUCAAAACGCCCCCUGGAGAAUGAUGAAGGAGAAGGCGUUCUCUCUCCUUCUGCUAAGAAGUCACGAAUUGAUACUUUCCUCCCCACUGGGGAAAGUAUGACCUGGGACUGCAGCACCCUGCACCGUGUGUGGCUGGGGCGCCGCCGUGUCCGGCGACAGCUCCGCGGGACAGACCUGGACUUGACAGAGAAGGCUGGCUCUUUGGAAUUGGAGGCAAAAGUAUCUGAGCUCAUUUCCAAACAAGAAGGGGAAACGACACCUACAGAGCCUUUGCUGCAAUUCACCGUUUGCGCCCGAGUGACAGAGGCAGCUUCUGGCAAACAAGGCACAUGCGUCCGCCUGAGCUUCACUCCAGUCCCAGAACAGGCUGCUGCUUUCCAAGAAUUCUUCCACUUCCUACAAGGUUUUUUGCCCCGAAUGGUGGAACAAUAUUUGGUUACCAGAGCCUGAACUCCACGGACUGUACAAGGGUGAGCAGGGAAGAAAGAGCCAUUGAACUAUGAGCUUUUGUAGACAGUUACAGAUUUAUACAUGUAUAUAUUUUUUCUCAUUAUCAAGGCGAAUACAAGUAUUGGAUAACAAAA